Molecule: messenger RNA, 3123 nt
Organism: Mycosarcoma maydis (corn smut)
Lineage: Eukaryota; Fungi; Basidiomycota; Ustilaginomycetes; Ustilaginales
Exons: 3
Coding region: 1-3123 (1040 amino acids)
Biological process (GO): macroautophagy
Cellular component (GO): fungal-type vacuole membrane
Source: RefSeq, a predicted model, not a curated record
AUGGUGCAAAUGCGAGUGACGGCAGGCCGCAUCGCCUUCCUCUGCCUCUAUUUAACAUGGGCUCAUUGUGUUCUGGUCGCCCCCAAGAUUAUCCAGCAAAAUCUGCAGAAGCCCUUGCAGAUCCUCGAUCAGUCUGACGCCGAUACACGCAAAGGAAACGAUCCAAUCUCUCCCAAUUUAAUCGAUCUUCUGACGCAAUCACCGGAUCAUACCAUCCUUGUGCGUCUGCUUCAGAGGACACGUCUGAUUCCGACUCUCAACAGGUUGCAGGAGCUUGAUGAUGGCUCUGGCCUCACAAUUUUGGCUCCAACCAACGAUGCGUUCCUCGGAAAGAGAAACGAACAAAUAGCACAACGUGAUUCCGUCCUCGGAGCAGCCUCCGCCUCACCAACUUUCUGGCAGUAUCUGAUUGACGAACCAGCAUCCAACUCAUCUCUACUAUCCAGCGCCUCUUCACAGUGCAUCUGGCAUCAAGGCACAUGCUUAGCAGCUGGAAAUGUCAAUGCUGUCGCACGUCAGCAUCUCCUAUAUCAUAUCCUCAACUACACCCUCCCAUUCACACUGAGUGCCGACACCGGCUCUCACUUGCCCUCCAAGCCUCUUCCAGAGCCUGGAAAGCCACAGAUGCUCACCACCUUGCACUUUCCAUCCCGUCGCUUGCUCGCCGAGCCUACUCAUCCGGGCCGAGUUCCCAUCCCCGACGAGGAGGAUCAUGGAGGUUUGCUCGGCCACCACGGCCAACGCAUGCGUGUUGCUCUAGUCGACGACAAAGACAAGGCCGACAUUUUCUUGCACGCUCGCUUCGCGAAAUCCAAAGGUAAAGCUCUCUUCUUUGGAGCUGAUGAAAAGGGUCGUGGCGGCGCUAAGUCGCUGGGCGAAGACUGGCGGUCCAAAAACGGCGUUCUUCACUACAUCGACUCGGUCAUAAACUUGCCCCCGUCGCUUGAGCAAGUCGUCCUCACUCAUCCUCGCCUGGACACCCUUAGACGACUGGUCAGCAACGACACUUUGAAAAGUCUCUCAACUGUGCCUCAUCUCACCCUCUUCUUGCCCGCCUCGGAAGCUUUCGACAAUCUCAGCGUGCUGGAGUCAACUUAUUUGUUCGGCAAUUAUCAGCAGGCUGCGCUGGACCGACUCAAACUCCUCGGCUGGCACAUGUCCGGAAGCGGUCUCGGUGAUCGCUCUCCUGUAUACUCGGCAUCCAUCCGCGCUGCUGGACGUGCAACCCUUCCCACCGCUCUUGGCGGCUCUGUCUCCGUCGAGGCCGACGGUGAAGAUGGAGCCAUCAGAGUCAUGGAAGACGCACGCGUCUUGCAGGAGGACAUUCUCGUGGAGUCCGGAGUCAUUCACCUGAUUGACAAUCUCAUUUUGCCGUUUGGCGAUCUCGACAUGAGCAUUGAGGCCACCCUCAGGGUGCUCAACGCUUCACGCUUCGUUGAUCUCAUCUACGAUGCCAAUCUGCAGCGCUACAUAAACAAACCGGCUCACUUGCAGAGGCGAGAUCAAGAUACCUUUACUUUCCUCGCCCCUCGCGACGACGUCAUCGACAUGUGGUAUCCAGGUUAUGCCCUCCCGCAACCAACAGCCCGGUCAGAGGGUCGCCUUUCCCGCGAGUAUCGCAAGGGCCCCGCUCUCGAGGAGAUCGUUCGCUACCACAUUCUACCUGGUCAGAUCAGACCAGGCAACUUGACAAGUGGAAUGUUGCUCAACACCGAGCUUGCUGACUGGAAGCUGCGACAAGGUAGGCAGAAGAUGCCUGUUACUGUUGACGACUCAGCUGCUUCCGACAGGAAGGGCAACGGCGAUGUCGCUUUUGGCGAUGCAAAUGUUCUCAGAGCACCUGUAGACGUCAAAAAUGCUGCCAUGAUCUACAUUGUGUCACAACUGCUCCAACCACCAUCAGAUCCAGUGCAGACAGCCGUAUCUUACCUGUCCCUUUCCACCUUUGUGGCCACCGUCUUCAGCGCGGAGCUCAAGAAGGCAGUCGAGCGCGCACCCGGCGUCAGCUACCUCGUACCCACCAACGAUGCCUUCACCGGUCUAGGUCUUGCAAUGAAUUACGUGUUGCUGCCCGAAUCUCAGCAUCUCUUGCAAGCACUCAUUGAAUACCAUGCCAUCGACAAGAUCGCUUAUAAAUCAGAUUUCACCGAGCAAGAAACGGUAUAUCCCACCCUCUUGCCCAAACUUGGCGCAAAUUUAUCCAUCAGAAAGCAGAAGAAUGGUUCGAUCCUUGUUCGCAAAGCAGGCGAACCGAAUGGCACCUGUUCCCUUAUCGUCAAAGGGGAUAUCCUUACCAACACGGGUGUCAUUCACGAAGUCGAUCGUGUCCAUAUCCCCUUCGACCUGACCAUCCGCGAUCUCCUCAAAGGCGCAAAAGCUGAUACCAUGGAAGACCUUAUGGUUCAGGCAGGUUACGAAUACAUUCUCAACAGCACGAUUCCUCAGAAUCAAACCAUAGAGUCGAGUCUCGGCUUCAUGGUGUUGGUCCCUACUGAUAGCGCUUUUACAAAGGUGAAUCUUUCCGCAAUCCUCGGAAACCGCGACCUUCUCGUGAGACUUGUGCAGCAGCAUCUCGUUCCGCUCACCACCGAUAAGGCCAUAGAUACAUUGCUCCCUGAUGGUCGUGGAGAUGAUAUCGACAUGCAGGACGAGAGCUCUUUCGCCACCUUGCUUGAUCGAUCCCAGGGAGGGUCAAGCUCUUAUGGUCAGAUCAGCUUUCGAAAAAUCUCAUCUGCCAGCACCAACCGAUAUCGACACAGCUCAGGUAGAAGUCUUGGCCCACAUGAUCCGGAAAGCGACGGACUCGGCUGGCUUGUGGGUAUCAAAAACACACGAGGCUCAUCAGCGAGUCGCCACUCUGCCACCGUGCUCGCAUUUGGCCGUGAAGCCCGAGCUGUUGAAGGUGACGUCCAUCUCGAGCGUGCACCUGUCGGCGGCAUCUUCCAGAUCGACACCGUUCUCUCGCCAUACGAACCCAGCUGGUUCUACAGAUGGGGAUGGAUUGCAUUGGCAUGCGCCUUCUUUGCCACAAUUGUGGCAGCAGCCGUCUUCUUUGCUGUGAGAUGGUGGAGAGGCGGCAAUCGCAUCAAGUUGACUGAGGCACUUGAGGGGGAAGAGGAAUGA